UCCAAGUUACAUUUCCAAGGUCAACAGGAGCAAAUUCCAUGGUAGAGAACUGAGGGAGGUGCGCGCUCCAGAUCGCAGAAUAGUUAAGCAUGACGACGGAGGAUUCUGCCCCCGUCCGCAUCGUCUCCUGCCGCAUGGUGCGGCCGUCUUUGAGCGGCGUGGCGACGUGCUCAGCCGAGCCUGCGGCCGAGACGGUGCACCUUGCGCCGUGGGACCUCCAGAUGCUGACCGUGGACUACAUCCAGAAGGGCAUCCUCCUACCUAAGCCCCCCGCCGGAGACGGCGGCGAGCGCCUCGUCGAGCGCCUUGCUUCCUCCUUCGCCCGUGCUCUGGGACGCUUCUACCCCUUUGCCGGCCGCCUCGCAGCCGAGGAGCAGCUGGAGGGCAGCGGCGUCACCGUCUCUCUGCGCUGCACCAGCGAGGGCGCAGAGUUCGUCCACGCGGUGGCGCCCGGCGCCACAGUGGCUGAUGUCGCGGCCUCGCUGUACAUCCCCCGUGUGGUCUGGUCCUUUUUCCCACUCGACGGGUUAGUCGGCGCGGAUGCCGUGGCUGGAUCGCGCCCCGUCCUUGCCGCGCAGGUCACCGAGCUCGCCGACGGCGUGUUUGUGGCCAUGUCGCUCAGCCACGCCGUUGCCGAUGGAACUGCCUUCUGGCACCUCUUCAACACCUGGGCCGAGAUGAGCCGGAGUGGUGGCGACGACGCCGAGAUGUUCACGCCGCCGCCGGUGCUCGAGCGUUGGUUCCCCGAUGCCUGCCCUGUACCGGUCCCUCUGCCGUUCGCCAAGCUGGAGCAUAUGAUCCGGCGAUUCGAUUGCCCUCCGGUGGAGGAGUGCUUCGUCCAUUUCUCCGCCGAGAGCAUCAAGAACCUGAAGGCCAGAGCGAACGCCGAGGUGGCCAGCGCCGGCGUCGGCUCGGCCACCUCCACUCCCACCCUCUCGUCCCUCCAGUCCCUGCUCGCUCACGUCUGGCGCGCAGUCUGUCGCGCCCGGCGCCUGUCACCGGUGGAAGAGACGACAUACACCGUGCUCGUUGGGUACCGCGGCCGUGUCAAGCGCAUACCACAAGCCUACGCAGGGAACGCCGUGGUGCGCGCCACGGCGAGGUCCACAGCCGGCGAGAUCCUGGACAGGGGACUGGGGUGGACGGCGCAGCUGCUGAACAGCACUAUCACGUCGCUCGACGUGGCGGCGCUGGUGGGCUCGCUGUCUUACUGGCACCGGGACCCGAGGUUCGCUUACCUGGCGGGGUUCUGGAACCCGGCGAUGAUGGUGACCGGGAACUCGCCGCGGUUCGACGUUUAUGGGAACGACUUUGGGUGGGGCGCGCCGUUGGCCGUGCGGAGCGGUGGCGCAAACAAGGUGGACGGGAGGGUGACGGUGUACGAGGGCCUUGGGGGCGGUGGGAGCAUGGGGAUGGAGGUGUGCCUCGCGCCGGAGGCGCUCGCGCGGCUAGCUGCAGACGAUGAGUUCAUCUAUCAGGAGUUCGGGACUGACGUACAGUUGUAGGGGUUCAGGAGUUCAUCUAUCACGAGUUCCAAAUUGAUGACUUCAACUGAGAGGCCUACACUUCUAGAAA
Molecule: messenger RNA, 1575 nt
Organism: Hordeum vulgare subsp. vulgare (domesticated barley)
Lineage: Eukaryota; Viridiplantae; Streptophyta; Magnoliopsida; Poales; Poaceae
Exons: 1
Coding region: 90-1505 (471 amino acids)
Source: RefSeq, a predicted model, not a curated record